This is a messenger RNA of Westerdykella ornata, 1680 nucleotides long. Its product is annotated as S-adenosyl-L-methionine-dependent methyltransferase. The coding region runs from base 267 to 1613 and encodes 448 amino acids. The record is from RefSeq and is a predicted model, not a curated record. Gene Ontology annotation, molecular function: O-methyltransferase activity. The transcript is spliced from 3 exons. Lineage: Eukaryota; Fungi; Ascomycota; Dothideomycetes; Pleosporales; Sporormiaceae.
UGCAGUUCUAGGGUGCGCGUACGCCCAGUAGCCUUCAUCUAAGGGCGGGACACUAUCCACGUCGCACUCUAGGGACGAUCCCGUUGCAGGAAGGUCCAUGGAGGGCCGGUAGCGGAGAAGUGGGGAGGGGAGGGAUGUGUUUGGUCGGAUGGACGCCUUUAUAGAAGGCGAGGUACCCGAAGCUGUGUAGAGUUUAGCACUGGGGUUUCCCUAUCACUUGUCAUUUUCACUGGAAGAAAGAAAAAACAUUGUGAAGAUCGAGAAUCAUGGCCAGUUCGGAAGAAGUCACGCUGAACGGCCUUGCGACGAAGAUCGCAGAGCUCGCUGACACGUUGACGAAGACGCUCAAGGAGAACAAUGUCCCUCUUUGUACAUUCGAUGUGGAUAGCCCCGUAUCUUACGAUUCUCCCUCGCCAGAUAUCUACAUGCAGCGUCAGACUCUCAUACAGACAUGCAUGGAUCUGAUAUACCUGGCCCAAGGCCCGCGGGAGAGCAUCUUCAACUACGCACAUUCGGCAAUGCCCGAUGCCGCCUGUCUUAACGUCCUCAACUACUUCAACUUCUGGGAUGCCGUACCACUGGACGGCACCGCCUCCUACGCCGACAUUGCAAAGCACACCAACCUCCCCGAGGAGGUCGUCAAACGCUUCGUAAGGCAUGCCUCAACGCUGCGAAUCUUCGAGGAGACGGAGCCAGGCAGAUCGGCCUCGCGCGUCAAGCACUCCUUCCGAUCUGCGCCACUGGCUCGCUCCAAGGGCCUACGUGCGUUGCUGACUACAACUUUGGAACUGUCCGGUGGGCCAUUGAUGGCGCUGCAUUUCGCCUUGGAAAGGUAUAGUCAGGGGAAGCCUGCGCUGCCGAAGAAUAUUGAUGAGACGGCGUUUGCGUUGCUGUACAGUGGGGGCCAGUUUGGGAAGUUCAAGAACACGUGGGAGAUGUUGGAGAAUGACGGGGAAGGGGAAAAGAAGGGGUGGAGGCAGAGGGAGUUCACCGUCUUUAUGGAUUUCUUGAAAGAGAUCUUCGGCCUGGAGGGCGUGGUUCUGAAUGCGUACGACUGGAGUGCUCUGGGGAAAGCAAAGGUUGUUGAUAUCGGCGGGUCGGCCGGUCACGAUGCCUUCACCCUGGCAAAGAAAUUCUCCGACCUCGAGCUCGUGGUCCAAGACCUCCCUCAAGUAGCCCCAGUCUUCGAGCAGAACCUCCCCUCGGACCUCGCAUCCCGCGUCUCAUUCAUGGCCCACGACAUGUUCCAGCCGCAACCGGUCGAAGCGGACGUCUACCUCCUCAAACUUAUCCUACACGACUGGCCAGAUGAGGAAGCCGUCAAGUUGUUGCGUGCUCAGAUUCCCGCUCUGAAGCCUGGAGCUCGUGUCAUCUUCAUUGAGUAUGUAGGCGCGGAAGAGGACAGUGAGGAUGCGAAUCAGCUGCCGCGGAUAGUGAGGGGAAUGGGGUCUGCUACGGAUCUGAGGGUUAUGGCACUGUUUAAUAACAGGGAGAGACCGGUGAGCGCUUGGAAAGAGAUUUUCAAAGCCGCGGAUGAGAGGUUCGAUGUCACGAGUGUGAAGUCGAAUGCUGUGGCUUUUUAUGCGGUGGUGGAAGCUGUCUGGAGGGGGUGAACUAGAGAAUGUCUGGGGAAAUUUAAAAGAGAUGAAGGGGAUAAAACUCUGUUCAGCAAGUAGAUCG